UGUAUGCGAGUGCAUGUGUGUGCUUGUAGUAUGCACGUCGACGUGCUGUGGGUUUCUUUUUGCGGAUGUUGUGUUUUUGGAACCUGUCUGAUAUUAUGUCCUUGUUAUUUUUUUACUUGGUUGCGUCUGUAUUAUAUACUUCUUUGCGUUCUAUAAAUUCGAAAGGAUUUUCACAUUUUUUUUUUUCAUUUUUUACGCCCUUACUAUACGGUGGAGGUCAAUCGAUGCUAACCAGCCUAUGUCUUACCUUGUCCUUUUUUACUUGCGUUUUCUUUAGCUAGAGAUAGACGGAUAUGUUUUAUUGUACCCGUCUAAAUCCGGAACAAAUACAUCCGGUUUGAGAUCGAAAUAGUUAUCCAUGCAUAUUUUCUCUGUUUAAUACUUUUUCUUGAGAUAAGAAUGUAUUUUGCGACAUAAAAAUGGACAGCAAAGAAGAUAGUGGUAUUGACAGUGACAAUAAAUCAGUGCCAAACUCAUCACUUAUGUCGCAGCUUGAAGAAGAAGAUAAACCUGUAAUUGAAACGAAGACGUCUACAUCUAGUACAGCAAAAAAUAUCAGAAGAACUUCAGAAUUACAGAAAAAAAUUGAAAAACAGCGAGAGAAGACGAAACGAAAAGAAGUCAUUGAUGAGCAACCGAAGAGAACUUUUUUAAUACCGAGGUCCAGACUAAACAUUCCAAGUAAACAUGGUGGUACACCAGUCUCACAAGAUGAACUGCCUUUGGUUGCUAUAGUAUCUGAUGACAGCGAGGAGGACGAAUUUGCUGUGCCAAGUCUUUCCAAAGCAGCUCAACGAGAGAUCACAGAACAGCUGAUCAAAGAUGGAUAUAACCUUGACCUUGACCCAGAUGAUGAAGACCUUGACCUCAUUCCACCUCGUCCUUUCCACGAAAGAUGUGGAUGCUGUCCUUCUGCUACAUGGAUUCCACAUAGGUGUGCUGUACAGUGACCAAAACAUAGGUGUAAUUAUUGUAUAUUAAGAAACGUGAUGCAAGAUUUUCUUCGAUUUAUAAAUUGUUAUCUGAAAAUCAGGGUAGAAUCAAAUUGUUGUGCACUGUGCACCAAAAUAUAGAUGUUAUUAUCCUUCAAAUUAUUGUGAAGGACAAUUGAUGAAAAAAUUGUUUGGGCUUUUUAUAACGAUUUUACCCCAAAUGAAAUAUUUAGAGUACUUUUGAGUCAGAAUAAUUCAGACUGAUCAGUAUUGUUACAAACUGGUCAUGUGCACUAUGUUUAAACUUAAGUUUGGAAACCAGUCUGAAGAUGCUAGCAUAUGAUUGGUUGAUUCUGAGUAUAGUUUAGACAUUAACCAAUGGCAAGAUUGCAUUCUGAGUCUGGUUCCCUAAACUCAAUUAUGGAUCAUUAGAACCAUUCUUAGUUACUGCUUUCUCCUUCUAGGUCAAUGGGUCACAUCUAUCAGAUUCUUCUGCACUAACACCCAUAUUUGGCCAGUGCGUGUAGGUCAGAAACUUUUUAACUAAUAUUAAGAAUUCAAUUCUGUCUUUGUAGUGUAAAUUACUAUGUGUUAUAGGAUAUGAUAAACUCUCAGUUUCUGUAAGAAAUUUAGGCUCUUGUACUGACUGGUCCACCUUUUCUGUAACAAGGAUAUUUUUCAUUCUAAAUUUCGGACACCAAAAAUUCUCAAAUUUCAAUUUGGCUUGAUGUGUUAGUGGAUUGUCAUAAAACUUUUAGAGCACAUUUGCAUAAAAGGAACAAUAUCCUGUAAAUAAAAAAAAAACUCAGUAAAAUUUCUAGAAAAUAAAUGUGUUCCAAAUGAGAUUUUCUAAUUACAGAGAAAAAUGCAUUUUUUAGCUAUUAAAAAUGUCUUUAAAGUUUAAAAAAAAAGUUACUAAUGCCACCCACGGAGAGAUAGUGUCACUUAUAUGGAUCUUGCAAAAUGUUGUUGCAUAUCUUAAAAAAUUAUGUACAGGUUUGGUGGACCAAGCAGUAGGAAGUGUUUUAUCAUCUCAUUGUUGAGAGGUAUGACCUCAGCUCUUUUAUAUGUUACAUUGUUGCAUUUAUUUUACACAUUUUACUCAUAUGACGUCUGUUCCUUUGAAAGGUGGCAGUCAGGUGUACUGUCAAAUUUUGGCGAGAAAGUUGAACUUUCUGUCUAAAAGUGAGUUGGCAUGUUUGUAAGAAAAUGUGUUAAAGGUGAUGUUUGCAAGUUAAUGAAAGAUGUGAUUUAUUAUUAUAAAGAAUAUUUAUCUAUGAGUUCAUUCCACUUGAUAGUAUGUUCAGAAUGUGCAAUAAGGAAGUUUCCCUCAUGUGAUAUUUAAAAUUGGGGCAGUGCAGGAUUAACUGAAACGCAAAUCCAUUUUAGUUUUUUCUCUCUUCUUUUUAGAAAAAUGCGUAGGUAGGUUCAGUUGUUAGUUAUAUUUAAAUAUAUAUUAACAUAGGAUAUGGAGCAAAUAUAUGUAUAAUGUUAGGUCAGUUUAUAUUCAUCAAAUUAUCACGACUUCUUCAUUGUCAAUCAUCUAAUUUACCACGGUUUAGAUCAGGUGUGCAGGAAUUGCUAGCCACAGUAUAUCUAAACAUCGGAAUGUAAAACUGUGGUAAAUCAUACAAUUAAUCACAAGAUGGCCUUGUUUUUAAUUUUUUUUUUCAUUUUUACUUGCCCAUAUAAACAAGAUGAUAAAAUUUAUGCUGAACUUCAUUCUUCAUAAAAGUAAUGAAUCUGAUAUCUUGUCGCCAUAAUGUUAUCAAACUGGUCCGGGUGCCAACCGUUGUUUAUUGCAGAAUAUACAAUGUUUUGUUCAGCUGGCAAAAUGAUGGAACCAUGUUAGAAUGAAAUACUACAAAUUUCGUAAAGCUGAAGUAUGCUGGUUUUGCAGUAAGUUGCUUGGUAAUUCAGGUAGAGACAAAGGUGUUUUUUCUCAUGUAUUUUUCAAUAUGUAAGAAAAGGACCAAACACAUUAGAUUCCAGAAUAUGUUUUCAGUAAAAAAUUCUUCUGUUUGAGCAUCAUUUGAUGAUAAUAAGAUUAGUAAUACUUGGUUAGUAAUAGAUUAGCUGGAGUGGGGAACACUUUAUAUAAAUUGUGUACAGUUUCUCGGAAACGAAAAAUUUAACAGAUACCAAAGCAUUUAGUAACAUUAGUUUUUUGUAAGUUGUACUUGUCCCUUUAGUGUGAAAUUUAAUCUAAAUUUGAUACAGUUAGAUAAUUCAGUUAUCGGGUAAUAGCCAAAUAAGUUUUUACCCUGUCCAGAUUGCUAUAUAUAACAGAAAUACUAUCGAAAAACAGCAUUAAUCCCAAAAGAGGAUAAGUUAUAAGUUUAUUUUCAUAAGAAUUGAUGAUUAUGAGCAUGAGAAGAGUUUAAAAGGCUUGUGUGCUAUUGCUGUUAGUACACAAGGUUAUGAUUGUUCUAUUUAUAUAUUCAAAUAAUAUAUACUUCUGUGUUUUAAUAAUUCAGUGCAAUUGAAGACUAAAGAAAUCCAGUUUGUUGUUAUUUUUACUCUUCUGCCAAAGUUGAUCAUUCCACGACUUGUAUUCAUAAUAUUUUAAGUCAGAAAGUUAAGACUUAUUCUGAAAAAACAUGUCGAAUUUUUCAGGUUGCUGUGUGUUUUAUAACUCAGAUUUUUGCUAAAUUUUUACAAUUUUUUUUUUGUUUAUUUUCACAAUAAAGUUUCAUUGGAAUUUUUGCACUGCAAUGAUACUAGACAGAGCAAAUUGUACAUUUUACAUUUUAAAGUUUUAACUCCCUGGCUUAGAAUGUUCAUGAAUAUUGGCAUAUAAAAAGAAUUCCAUAUAUUUGUUGUUUAAUUCCAGAGUUUAUCUUUCUAUGUUACUAUAUUAUACAUGUUUCAUAAUGUCUUUUUUCUGUACCAUAUAAAACUUACAUUCAUAAUUGUUAUUGUGUUAAAAGCUCACUAGAGUCAAAGGCUCAGUAUGAUUUAUUACUAUGAUAUUAAGCUCAUUAGAGCCGAAGGGUUAUUGUGAUUUGUUGCUAUGAUUUUAAGCUCACUAGAGCCAAAGGCUCGGGUUGGGCAAUUACUAUAAUUUUAAGCUCACUAGAGCCAAGGCUCGGUUUGAGCAAUUACUAUAAUUUUAAGGUCACUAGAGCCAAAGGCUUAGGGCGAGCUAUUAACUAUAAUGGUAGUCUGGCAUCCAUUGUCCAGAGAUUUUUAGCUCGACUAUUCAAAGAAUAGUCUAGCUAUUCUACUCACCCUAGCGUCGGCGUCGGCGUCUCACCUUGGUUAAGUUUUUGCAUGCAAGUACAUACAGCUAUCAUUUAAAGGCAUAUAGCUUUGAAACUUAUUUAUUCUCUUUCUAGGUCAAUUACCAACCUCACUGGGUCAACUUCCAUAACUCUUAACAUGUAUUUUGAGCAAAUUAUGCCCCCUUUUGGACUUAGAAAAUUCUGGUUAAUGUUUUACAUGCAAGUUACUAUCCCCAAAACUAAUGCAGAUAUUGAAUUGAAACUUAACAUGUUUCUUUGGGGUUAUAAAACUAGUUGAUAGCAUCAAGUCCCAUAACUCUGAUAUGCAUUUUGGCCAAAUUAUGCCCCCUUUUGGACUUAGAAAAUUCUGGUUAAAGUUUUGCAUGCAAGUACAUACAGCUAUUACUAAAAGGCAUAUAGAUUUGAAACUU
This is a messenger RNA of Mercenaria mercenaria, 4587 nucleotides long. RefSeq names its product protein FAM219A-like. Bases 420 to 950 code for a protein of 176 amino acids. The record is from RefSeq and is a predicted model, not a curated record. The transcript has 5 exons. Lineage: Eukaryota; Metazoa; Mollusca; Bivalvia; Venerida; Veneridae.